Durotheca rogersii is the source of this 1662-nucleotide messenger RNA. RefSeq names its product putative glutaryl-CoA dehydrogenase. Gene Ontology annotation, biological process: fatty-acyl-CoA biosynthetic process; fatty acid beta-oxidation using acyl-CoA dehydrogenase. Lineage: Eukaryota; Fungi; Ascomycota; Sordariomycetes; Xylariales; Xylariaceae. The record is from RefSeq and is a predicted model, not a curated record. Gene Ontology annotation, molecular function: flavin adenine dinucleotide binding; glutaryl-CoA dehydrogenase activity; fatty-acyl-CoA binding. Bases 1 to 1662 code for a protein of 553 amino acids. Gene Ontology annotation, cellular component: mitochondrial inner membrane. The transcript has 8 exons.
AUGUCGCGUUCAGCACUAUCGCGGGCUACGAGGCCAUUGGCCGCCUCUGUGAGGCGAUGGCACGCCUCUCGGGGCUAUGCUUCGUCCGUCUUUAAUUGGGAAGACCCGUUGGCAUCCAAUAGCCUGCUCACCGAGGAUGAGCUGGCCAUCUCGGAAACCGCUGAGCGGUACUGUCAGGAGCGGCUAUUACCGCGUGUUCUGCAGGCCUACCGUGACGAGCACUACGACCCUACAAUCCUGCGCGAGAUGGGCGAGCUGGGCCUCCUCGGCGCCACCCUCCACGGCUACGGUUGCGCAGGCGUAUCGACCGUGGCGUCCGGCCUGAUAACCCGGGCCGUCGAACGAGUCGAUAGCGGCUACCGGUCGGGGAUGUCGGUGCAGUCCUCCUUGGUCAUGGGCGGCAUCCACGAAUUUGGGACCGCCGAGCAGAAGGAGAAAUACCUGCCUGCCAUGGCCAAGGGCACGCUCAUCGGCGCCUUUGGUCUCACCGAACCCAAUCACGGCAGCGACCCUGGAUCGAUGGAGGCGACGGCCCGACCGCACCCGACCAAAAAGGGGUAUUUGCUCUUGCGCGGCUCCAAGACUUGGAUCACCAACUCGCCUAUCGCCGACGUGUUUCUCGUGUGGGCGAAGCUGCAGGAGUCGGGCAAGAUCAGAGGGUUUCUGAUAGAUAGAAAAGAUUGUCCACCAGGCACGCUGGAGACCCCAGCCAUCAAGAACAAGACCGGGCUCCGAGCCAGCAUCACGGGCAUGAUCCUGAUGGAAGACUGUCCCAUACCAGAAGCCAACAUGUUCCCCGCCAUCGAGGGCUUGUCCGGCCCGUUUGCGUGCCUAAAUAGCGCCCGGUACGGUAUCGCCUUCGGCACUAUGGGGGCUUUAGAGGACUGCAUCGCCCGCGCGCGGACGUAUGCCCUAGACCGCAAACAGUUUAAGGGCAACCCCCUGGCCAAGUAUCAGCUCGUACAGAAGAAGUUCGCAGACGCGGCGACGGAUUGCGCCUACGGCGUGCUCGCGGCGAUCCAGGUCGGAAGGCUCAAGGACGAAGGGAAAGUCAAUCCGGAUAUGAUCAGCAUGGUGAAGAGGCAAAACUGCGAUCGGGCGCUGGUAAAUGCGAGGACGUUGCAGGAGGUUUUCGGGGGCAACGCCGUCAGCGACGAGUACGGCAUCGGGAGACACGUCGCCAACUUGUUUGUGACCCAGACCUACGAAGGGCAGAGCGACAUACACAGCCUCAUCCUCGGACGGGCCAUCACCAAUCGCCCUGACCCUCCCUCGUCCUGCUCCGCCGGUCCAGUUGGUGAAGAUCUGUUCCACUGGCAAGCGACUAUUAUGGGACCUGGUGACUCGCCAUACUCGGGAGGUGUUUUCUUCUUGGCCAUCCACUUCCCGACAGACUAUCCUUUCAAGCCUCCAAAGGUCAACUUCACGACUCGCAUCUACCACCCCAAUAUCAACUCUAACGGCAGCAUCUGUCUGGACAUAUUGAGGGACCAGUGGAGUCCAGCACUGACCAUUUCUAAGGUUUUGCUCUCCAUCUGCUCCAUGCUGACCGACCCCAACCCUGACGACCCUCUCGUCCCCGAGAUUGCCCACGUGUACAAGACAGACCGCGCCAGAUACGAGGCCACGGCUCGCGAGUGGACCCGCAAGUAUGCCAUUUAA